Dipodomys spectabilis (banner-tailed kangaroo rat) is the source of this 1943-nucleotide messenger RNA. RefSeq names its product zinc finger protein 791-like. Lineage: Eukaryota; Metazoa; Chordata; Mammalia; Rodentia; Heteromyidae. The record is from RefSeq and is a predicted model, not a curated record. The transcript is spliced from 6 exons. Bases 1 to 1806 code for a protein of 601 amino acids. Gene Ontology annotation, biological process: regulation of immune system process; negative regulation of transcription by RNA polymerase II; regulation of cytokine production.
AUGACCUUCACUGAAGAGGAAUGGACUCUUCUGGAUCCUUCCCAGAAGAAUCUCUACAGGGAGGUGAUGCUGGACGCGCUCUGGAGCCUGGCCUGCGUGGGUGAAGGAGGAAUACAAGGAGAUAAGAAUGUUCCAAAUGCCUCCAAAGCAAGGGAGAGAAAUCUGAGAGAUCAGGUGUUUGAGAGACUCUUCGUGUACGAAGAGGAUGGCCCUCAAAAUGAAAAAUUGUUCAGAUCACAGAGACAUCGGAAACCUAAAGAGGCCAUCUCUAGAAAGGAGCAGGGUGAAGGCACCCCGGGCCGGAAAGCUCCCCAGAGGCCCAACGACAUCGAAGUCUACGUGAAAAUUGACACGGGCGGGAACGCGAGUGGUUCUGAGCAAGCUGGGAAAGACUCUGCCUCUCCCUCGGCCGGCGCUGCCGCUCCGGGGAGCACCCGCACAGGCCCCAAACCAUACGUGUGCAAAGAGUGUGGAAAAUCCUUUUCUUUCUUGAGCAGCAUCCGACGCCACAUCAGGGCUCACACCGGAGAGAAACCCUAUGGGUGUGAGCAGUGUGGAAAAGCCUUCAGCUACCUCACCAACUUCCAGCAGCACAAACGGACUCACACGGGUGAGAAGCCCUACGUGUGCAGACAUUGUGGAAAGGCCUUUGCGUACUACAACUCUUACCAGCAGCACAACCGCACACACACUGGAGAGAGGCCCUACGUGUGUAAGAUCUGCGGGAAGGAAUUCACCAGCCGCACGUCCCUGCGCUACCACGAGAGCGUGCACACGGGGAAGAAGCCGUACGUGUGCAAGCAGUGUGGGAAAGCCUUCCCCUGCACCAGCUCUAUCCGCAGGCACAGCAUGAUCCACACCGGGGAGAAGCCCUACGUGUGCACACACUGCGGGAAGGGCUUCAUCUCCUCCAGCUCCUUCCGCAUCCACGAACGCAUUCACACCGGCGAGAAGCCGUUCAUGUGCAAGCAGUGUGGCAAGGGCUUCGUGGGCCACAGCUCCCUGCAGUGUCACGAGAGGACUCACACGGGGGACAAGCCCUACAUGUGUGAACAGUGUGGCAAAGCCUUUUCUUCCCUGAGCAAUUUUCGAAGGCACAAGCAGAUUCACACGGGCGAGAAGCCCUAUGUAUGUAAGCAGUGUGGGAAAGCGUUUCGUUCUUCCAGUUACAUUAAAAUUCACGAAAGGACGCACAGUGGGGAGAAGCCUUACGUGUGCAGCUACUGCGGGAAGGCCUUCCGGCAGUCAAGUCACCGCAUCCGACAUGAAAGAACUCACACCGGAGAGAAGCCGUGUGUGUGCGAGCAGUGUGGGAAAACCUUCUAUUCUUUGAGUGAUGUUCGAAAGCAUGAACGAAUUCACAGUGGUGAGAAACCUUUUCUGUGUAAAGAGUGCGGGAAAGCCUUCAGUGACUCAAGUUCCUUGCACAAACAUAAAAUAACUCACACUGAAGAGAAGCCCUAUGUGUGUAGACAGUGUGGAAAAGCCUUCAGGUCCUGCGGCUACCUGACCAUACACGAAAGGACUCACACUGGAGAGAAGCCUUACGUCUGUAAUCAGUGUGGGAAAGCAUUCGGGCAAUCCAGUCACUGUCUCAUCCACGAGAGAACUCACACUGGAGAGAAGCCCUAUGUGUGUAAGCAAUGUGGGAAAGCCUUCUUUACUCUCAGUGGUCGUCGGAAACACGAACGCACUCACAAUGAAGAGAAACCCUUCCUCUGUACUGAAUGUGGAGAAGCCUUCAGUGAUUCCAGUUCCUUACACACACACAAAAUAAAACACUGGGGAGAAGCUUUAUGUAUGUAAACAAUGUAGGAAAGACUACUUUGAUGUUCGAAAUCUUGAAUUUGGGAGCUGAGAAUGUGACUGAGUGCUUGCCUAGCAUGCAUGAAGCCCUGGGUUCAAUUCCUCAGUGCCCCAUACACAGAAAAGGCCGGAAAUGG